Messenger RNA from Cicer arietinum (chickpea), 977 nucleotides. RefSeq names its product enoyl-CoA delta isomerase 1, peroxisomal-like. Gene Ontology annotation, cellular component: peroxisome. Gene Ontology annotation, molecular function: delta(3)-delta(2)-enoyl-CoA isomerase activity. NCBI's taxonomy places the organism in Eukaryota, Viridiplantae, Streptophyta, Magnoliopsida, Fabales, Fabaceae. The record is from RefSeq and is a predicted model, not a curated record. Gene Ontology annotation, biological process: fatty acid beta-oxidation.
CACGACUCUUAUAUUUGACGGUUAUUAAAUACAUGUCCCCAGUGUUUACUGUAAAGAUCUUUCGUGUUUGUAACUGUUUAUGAGCUAAGAAUCGCUUAAACUCUUGAUAAUCAAUUUUCAGUAAAAAAUGUGCAGCUUAGAGAAAAGAGGUGACAUUUUCAUCCUAACCCUAACCGGCGACAACGAGCACCGUCUCAAUCCCACACUCCUCAAUUCCAUCAAAUCCGCCCUCCACCGUGUCCGUCAAGAAGCCACCACUUCCUCUGCCCUCAUAACCACCGCUCAUGGCAAAUUCUUCUCCAACGGCUACGACGUUGACUGGUCUCAAUCCUUUUACGACCGCCUCAUCCUCAUGGACGACUUACUCCGUUCCGUCGUCUCCGAUCUCAUCUCUCUCCCUAUGCCUACAAUCGCGGCUGUCACUGGUCACGCUUCCGCCGCCGGUUACAUCCUCGCACUCGCUCAUGACUACGUUUUGAUGCGAUCUGAUAGAGGAUUUCUCUACAUGAGCGAAAUCGACAUCAAUCGAGUUAUUCCGGCUUGGUUCAUCGCCAUUGUUGAUGCUAAGGUAGGUUCCGCCGCGGCUCGCCGCCGGAUCGUGAUGCAGGCGGAUAAGAUAACUGCUAAGGAGGCGCUGCGGUUGGGGAUUAUUUACUCGGCGCAUGAUAGCGCUGAGGAGACGGUUAAGGCUGCUGUUGGUUUGGCCGUUGAUUUGGUGAAGCGUGGCUGGGAUGGACACGUGUACGCUGCGAAUAGGAAGAAGUUUUUGGGUCACGUGAUUCGGGCUGUUGAAGAUACUACUGAGAGAAAUACCGAGAGAAACAUUGGAUCCAAACUUUAGUUAAGUAGAGCUUGUCUUAUUGAGAAUAAGAAUCUUUUAAGGAUCACAUCACACUUUAAAUUGUUAAAAGCCUACAGGGUUAUCAUUUAAAUUAAUUAUAAAAUCAUUGAAAUAUCAAACAAUUUACUUUUUAUCA